AUGAACGACUCGUGGUUCCGUAGAAGCAAUGGAACAUCUUCCGGAUCAUCGUCAAUUGGCACACAAGGAUUGUUUGGAAACGGGUCAUUCGAUGCGAUGAUGCCGUUCAACACGGACUUCUCGUUCUUCGUAAACAAUAAGAACAAUAACAAACCGUCGGUCAAGCUGCUCCCACUCUCGAAUCGCCGAACAUCAUCACUGGCGAACAACAAUUUGACUCCCGAUUCGGGAAGUUUCUUUUUCAACGGGACGCCAUCAGAAGACACCUUCUUCCCUUUGGACAGGGGCCAGAACUCAUUCGUCGCAAGCUCAGAGUUCGCCGAGCCGGCGCGUACAGAGAUUACUCUGCAAAAUGUCGUCAAGUUCGAUCGUUCCGUUGUCACUGAUCUGAUCAAAGCGCUCCAUUCCUCUGAUUUAGUGGACAUUUGCACCGACCAGACAUCGAUUCAUGCCAUGCAACGCAUUAGACAAGUACGGAUGUCGGCUAGGCAGCAAGUCAUCGACAGAUUAUCUGAGAAUUCGAAGGCCCCAUGCUUCAACGCACGCCUUCAACUUCUCCAUACUUUGAUGUCAUGCGUGGUUCGCAAUUGUUAUCGAUUGUCAUCGAAUGAGUUUGCCAACUAUGUCGUUCAGUACGCCAUCAAGUCGUCAGGAAUCAUGGAAAUGUAUCGCGAUAUGAUCAUAGACAAGUGUCUUCUGAGAAAUUUACUUUCCAUGUCACAGGACAAAUACGCAUCACAUGUCAUUGAAGGAGCCUUCAUCUUCGCUCCUCCCUCACUUCUCACGGAAAUGAUGACCGAGAUAUUCGAUGGUUACGUCAAGGAUCAUGGGACGAAUCGCGAUGCACUCGACAUUCUUCUCUUCCAUCAAUAUGGAAACUAUGUCGUUCAACAGAUGAUAACGAUUUGUACAUCUGCUUUAAUGGGAAAAGAAGAGCGUCGGCUAUCACCAUCGGAUCUCGGAAUGUAUGCCGCGUGGUACGAGAAGAUCAGAUGCCGUGUGGAGCGUCAUUCGUCCCGCUUGGAACGGUUUUCAUCGGGAAAGAAAAUCAUUGACUCCCUGCAGAAGCUGCCUUCGAUUACUUCUCCAAAACCACUUCCGCCACGAGAUUUAUCCCUUCUGGAAAUGACGGCUCAGUUGGAUGUCAUGUUCCCAUCUUUCCUCAGUAACCCUCUCAUGUUCUGA
Caenorhabditis briggsae is the source of this 1185-nucleotide messenger RNA. Bases 1 to 1185 code for a protein of 394 amino acids. Lineage: Eukaryota; Metazoa; Nematoda; Chromadorea; Rhabditida; Rhabditidae. The record is from RefSeq and is a predicted model, not a curated record. Gene Ontology annotation, molecular function: mRNA 3'-UTR binding. Gene Ontology annotation, biological process: post-transcriptional regulation of gene expression. Gene Ontology annotation, cellular component: cytoplasm; nucleus. The transcript has 4 exons.